This is a messenger RNA of Aspergillus affinis, 2985 nucleotides long. RefSeq lists its product as uncharacterized. NCBI's taxonomy places the organism in Eukaryota, Fungi, Ascomycota, Eurotiomycetes, Eurotiales, Aspergillaceae. The transcript has 5 exons. The record is from RefSeq and is a predicted model, not a curated record. Gene Ontology annotation, molecular function: protein binding. The coding region runs from base 1 to 2985 and encodes 994 amino acids.
AUGUCACACCCGCUCGUGGCAGCCGUUUGGGAGCAACUCGGGCGCCGUGAUCUGGCAAGUAUUCUACGCGAGAUUAUCGGGGAGCAUGCGGCUGCGAUCGCCGUCUCCCAGAUCCAAGAUGGCACCCAGGCCUCCAAGGUCGAGUCCCUAACGCGCUCCGUGUUUUGGAUCCGCGCCAUUUUCGAUCUACAGAGGACGUACUUGCAGGGAUUGAGGAGCGUUCAUGAUGGCCAGUCGAACUUUUUGCAUUACCUAUUGCCGUCGGAUGUCAUUCUGUCGGCCGUCAUGUACCUGGUGCAGGUCAAGACCAGCCUGUUUCCGUGUACCUCGACCACCGCGCCCGAUCUGAUACGGUCUCGACAUUUCUUGGCCCAUACGUUACUGGCGGGCAUUCGCCUGUUGCUACUGCGCGGCGAGAACCUGUCGCCCGAUGCGAAAUUUAACAUGGAGCGCGUGAUCCGUUCGGCGUGGCGCGACCCCGACUUGUCCGGUAUGGAGAGAUAUCUGGUCAGCGACCUGUUGCCUAAGGCCAUCAACAGCAUCGGCUCGCCAGAGCUGUGUAGGAGUCAAACUCCCCUGGCCAUGGGGAAAUCCGGCUCUCCGGCGUUUGUUUCGGGAAUGUACCCGUUCUCCGGGACAUCGGAGCCAAACAUCACGGAACUUUUAUCCGCACUCCUCAAGAACAAGACCGACCAACUGAUACCGUUCUGUCUCCUAUUUGACAUGCUGUGGGCCGCGGAGUCGGCCCUUGUCCAGUGCCAUAUUGAUCGCCGGCGCAUCUCCCAGGAAGAAGAGCACACUAGUGAUGCGGUAUUCGAGGUUGACGAGGCUUUCGAAGAAGCGCGAGAGACACGGACGAAAUUAGCCAAAACAAUUCUGGCUGCGUUCAAGGAUGAAUUUACCACUCCGUCCCUGCAGGUAUUGGCGACCAUUAUAUUGAGCCAGGACGGUGAGGGUCAGCCGCCCGUGCAAACGAGGAGGAUUCGAGACUCGUGGGCUCAGCUUUCCGGGCUACGCGAGACAUGGGAGAGCUCCCUCGGGCACCUGGUGAGGUGGUUGAUCAACCGCAGAGUCCAACUAUGGGGCUGUAACGGGGAGCUGGAAGCGAAUUCACACUAUUACCAGCAGAACCUGGCUAAUUGGUUACAACUAUCGCCUCUGCCAGAUAGCGGUGACACAUUCCAGGUGCCUGAAAAAUGGGCCGAUAUCAUCUAUGUGGUGAAUUGUCCUGCAGUACACCUCAUUCCCAGAGGACUGUUAGAGGAACAGCUGAGAAACUUUGACAAAAACGCCCUCGAACAACUGAAAGGGAACUUGCGGUUUUUGACCACGAAUAUAUCCUGUCCCAUGUGCCCUGCAAACACAAAGAUCCAGUACGCACGGAUGAUUGAGCCUCUCGAUCAAGUGACCACGCCAGUACUCCCUGAAUCAGACAGCAACAGGCGUCUCUCACUCUCCGGCUCAAUCUCCCGAAAUACAACAUCCUCGAGUUCUGUAAGCUAUUCGACGAGCCACUCUUCGGGUGAUGCAUUGAGGAGUCCCGUCACACCGGCAUCAGUUACUCCGGGGUUCAAUGAGAUCGGAAGCAAUCAAUCAGUUGCCAUGUACCCAGAAGUGCUGGACCCAUACCUGACUCGGGCGAAGGGAGAUCCGUUGCUUGAGAAGGCAAAAGUCAAGGCGAUUUCAAGAGAGCUGAAGAGUGUGAAGCUACCCAUUAGUGGAGGAUCUAUAUUUAGACGCGGUUCAUCCCGUGAGGCUCAACUGCCUCAACAACCUCGAUUCUGUUUCUCGGCAUCUGGGGGGUCUCUCCUCCUUUGGGGUGCUGGUAGCAACUGGUUAGCGCGCUUCGAAACAUCCUCUGUUGAAGCGCAGAAACCCAUUGGUCAACGAUAUGACGUGUCCGGCGUACAAUACGCUGCCGCAGGCGAUCUGCGCUGCGCUGCUAUUGCCGCUGUCGGAGAACACUAUGAGCUUCUUAUCUUUCACAAAAAUGCGCCCAUUCCAGAGGCAUUCGUGACAAUUGACACACAAUUGUCUUUAUUACCUCAGGUUUCCAUGGUAAUGUCGCGUGAUGAUAGAUACGUCGCGUUUACCCUCAAUGAGGAGGUUCGAAUCUAUGAGGUCGGCACCAGAUACAUCAGAAAAGUCUCGAUAGACAUGAAUCUGAAUCACCACAAAGUCUAUUCUGCCGAUAGCUCAAUAUCAGCAGAUGAUACGACAGAAAAGGGCAAUAAACCAGCACUUGAGAGGAAGAUCCAAUUCUCCACCGACGGGAAGAACCUCGUCGUUGCGACUCAUUUGGGAGGCCAGGAUGCCUUUGUGGACGUUUGGAACUGCAGCACUGAGCAAUGGAAUGUCGGUCCUGACUGUUCGCGGACAUUCAAGCUUCCACCGUGGACACCCAACGAUAAAGGCGCCACGUGUGUUUUCUAUGACAACUACCACCGUGCCGUCCUCUUAACAGCUGCAUCCAAAAAGGAUUACCCUAUAUCAUCCCCUACUGUCGAGGAGAGCAACAUGAGUGACCAAUCUGCCACAACGAUCAUCCACGCCGCCCAAUCACCGUCCGGGUCGCGGUUUGUAAUUGCCAAUGGGAACAACCAGAUCUGCUUGUGCAAUACCAGUGCUAGCGGGACAAUCAGGCCUUCGCGGACAAAGAAGGCCUCCAACAAGAUCAGCCCAUCAGUCUUUAAGCCAGGAAAGCUAGCUCUCUCCUUCCCGCGGGAGAACGAGGUGCUCCUGUUCUGGAUCAAACAGGGGCGGCUUAUACUCCGCAUGGUCCGGUUAUACGAGGGCAACGAGACCGUCAGCGAGUACGAUUUGCGGUCCGACUAUGACCGGCUAGUAGUGGAGCGCCUGCAAAUGGCCGGGUCGCCAAUACACCACCGACAACAUUCCUUGUCGAAUCAGCCCAUCGCGGAGAUGGAUGGUCUGGCGUUAUCAUCUCCUCGAAGGCCCGAUAUGCCCGAACUCCCGUCGACGUGA